This is a messenger RNA of Myiozetetes cayanensis, 3850 nucleotides long. RefSeq names its product TNF alpha induced protein 3 (gene TNFAIP3). Gene Ontology annotation, molecular function: DNA binding; K63-linked polyubiquitin modification-dependent protein binding; zinc ion binding. Gene Ontology annotation, cellular component: nucleus; cytoplasm. The transcript is spliced from 9 exons. Bases 163 to 2574 code for a protein of 803 amino acids. The record is from RefSeq and is a predicted model, not a curated record. Gene Ontology annotation, biological process: protein K29-linked deubiquitination; positive regulation of Wnt signaling pathway; protein deubiquitination involved in ubiquitin-dependent protein catabolic process. NCBI's taxonomy places the organism in Eukaryota, Metazoa, Chordata, Aves, Passeriformes, Tyrannidae.
GGGGGAGAGAAGGGAAGGAAGGAGACCCUUGCACUGUGUGGGGGUUGAUGGAUCCCGAGCCUGCCUGCGUCCCACCAGCCCCCCAGACCCACUGGUGAGAAGGAGUCGCCGGCAGGAUCGGCCAGAGGAGGAGCCCGCCGCGGAGAGGUGUCUUCUAGAAACAUGGCUGGCCAACACAUCCUUCCUCAAGCUUUGUAUCAGAGCAAUAUGCUGAAGGCUAUGAAGAUCAGAGAGAGGACACCUGAGGAUCUAGUCAAACCUCCCAAUGGAAUAAUCCACCACUUCAGGACUAUGCACAGAUACACCAUAGAAAUGUUCAGAAUGUGCCAAUUUUGUCCUCAGUUUCGGGAAACGCUUCAGAAGUCCCUGACUGACCAGGCUACCCAGACUUCACUGGAGCGCCAGAGGAAGCUCAACUGGUGCAUGGAGGUUCGGAGACUUGUUCCUUUGAAGACUAAUGGUGAUGGAAAUUGCCUCAUGCAUGCUGCAUCACAGUACAUGUGGGGUAUUGAAGAUAUCGACCUUGUCUUAAGAAAAACAUUGUUCAGCGCUCUCAGGGAGAUUGACACACGGAACUUCAAGCUCCGCUGGCAGCGGGAGGCUAUUAAAUCCCAGGAGUUUGUAGAAACAGGCCUCCACUAUGACACCCGGAACUGGGAGGAGGAGUGGGAAUACCUCAUUGAAAUGACCUCUCCAGAAAUAUCUGGGGCUCAAAACAGGCUUCCAUAUAAUGCACUGGAAGAAAUCCACAUCUUCAUCCUUGCUAACAUCCUCAGAAGGCCAGUCAUUGUUCUUGCAGAUAAAGUGGUGAGAAGUUUAGAGUCAGGCUCCAGUUUUGCUCCUCUGAACGUUGGUGGUGUUUACUUGCCUCUCCUGUGGCCACCUGAAGAAUGCUACAGAUAUCCAAUUGUGCUCGGCUAUGACAACAUGCAUUUUACACCACUGGUGACUCUGAAGGACAGUGGGCCAGAAAUCCGGGCUGUACCUCUGGUCACCAAUGAACAAGGCAGAUUUGAGGAUUUAAGUGUGCACUUUCUGACAGAUGCAGAAGAGAAGGAGAAAGAGCAGCUGCUAAAAGUCUACUUGAUAGUGAUAGAAAUUCCAGUACAAGGCUGGGAUCAUGGUACAACUCAUCUAAUCAAUGCUGCAAAGUUAGAUGAAGGCAACCUCCCCAAAGAAAUAAACCUCGUGGAAGAUUACUUUCAACUGGUACAGCACGAGUACAAGAAGUGGCAGGAGAAUGCAGAACCUGCUAGAAGAGAGGCCUGUUCCAGGAACAAACAGGAGCUGUCCCUUUCCCAGCUCUCCCUCUUACAGAUGAAAUGUGAAACGCUGAAUUGCCCUUUUUACAUGUCUGUGAACACCCAGCCCUACUGCCAUGAAUGCUUUGAGCAGAGGUCCCAAGCAAAUGGAAGAAAGCAGACCUUCAAAGCAGCACCUGAGAAAAUGAAGGCAGCUGGGUCGGGCUCCUCCCGCAGGGAUAUUUGUGAACCUGGGGGAUGGCCGCCUGAAGGGCCUGUAACAGAGCCUCGCUCCGCACCUCCGACAGCUCCGAGCCUUUUCCUAUAUAGCGAAACCACGGCCAUGAAAUGCAGGACACCAGACUGUCCCUUUACACAGAAUGUGCAACACAAUGGGCUGUGCGAACGCUGCUACAACUCCAGGCAGCUUGGUCCUUGCAACAACUUGGAUAAGCAGAGACAUUUAGACUAUGCCACGUGCAAAAUGUGCUGUCAAAAGGCCAACAGGACCUUCAAUGGCAUAUGUAGCACUUGCUUCAAAAGGUCUACAGAGCAAUCCACAAAUGGCAGCCCCGCUUUCCUGCCCACCUGCCACCAGAGAUCAACGUCUGACCCAUCCCAGAUCUUGCAGAUCCUUCACCAGUACUCCGGCCAUCAGGCUCCCAACAGCCGUGGUGAGGAGCCCCCUCCACCAGCGCUGCCUCCUGGGGAGAACAGGGGAGGUAACCUCUGUAGGAAACCUGGCUGCAAGUUUUUUGGGACAUCACAAAAUGAGGGCUUUUGCACACUGUGUUUCUUUGAGUACAGAGAAAACCAUGAUAGCGCUUUGCUGCGCCACCAGAGGAGAUCUCAGAGGAAGUCUUCAGCUGGGGGUCAGACAGGUACCUCCACUGCUGGCUUCCGUAACACUGUGUCCUGCCAGCGGCGUGACUGUGGCACCCUGGGCAGCACGAUGCUCGAGGGGUACUGCCAGAACUGCUUCAUUAUAGCCCAGAACCAGCGAUUUCAGGAAGCCAGAAGGACAGAAGAACAGCUGGUGAGACAGACAGAAAGAACAGGGCAGCAUGGAGAUGUGCAGCGAGCAGCACUGAGUAGCCAGAAGAGACAGUGUGCUGUGGCUUCAUGUAGAAACAACCAGGCCUGCAGAAGUGAUGACUUGUGCCCAGAGUGCCGGCGACUUAGUCAGCUCCCACCAUCGGGAAGUACCAGGGACCCGGCGGCGCAGGAGCCCCCAAAGCAGCGCUGCCGAGCCCCCGCCUGUGAUCACUAUGGCAAUGCCAAGUGCAACGGCUACUGCAAUGAAUGCUACCAGUUCAAACAGAUUUAUGGCUAGAGGAGGAGCUGGUAAGGAACAAGAAAGGAAUACCAGCUACUUCCUUCCCUGAAAUGGUGCUAUGUCCAAAACACUUCACAGUCCUGGGAAUGGGAGAGUGGGGGGAAACAUAAGCUGUCUGCUUGGUUCAUGUUUAUUCCCAAGAAUGGGAAUAAAUGUCUACUUCCUCUAAACACUGCACACAAGGACUGCUGAGAAGGUCACGUUGCCUUCUACACAGAGCUCUCAUUCAUGACUAAGUUCCUACAAUGCCAUAUUUAAUUCUUGGACUUCCCAGGAGGAAGUGUGAAGCAUUUUGAAUCCAAAGAACUUCCCAGUUCUGCCUCUUUCUCAAUACCUCCCCUUCUCCCAAGCGAGGAGCUGUGUCUUCUGUUGGAGAUGCAGGAGCUCCUUAUGUCUUCAUACAUCAGUCAGAGGCAAGUGCUUCCUGGACGGGAUUCCCCAGGACAGACUGAUGCAACUUCCAAUUGAUGUCUGAAGAAAUUUUGUCCAUGUCCUUGCUGGUGUUCUUACAGAGUUUGCCAAGGUGGGAGCUCCCACAGGUAUUUAGGGAGUUCACGGCGAGCAGUUCUGUGUUUGCAGAGCCCUCAGCAAACUGCAGCCAGAAACAGGACCAGCAUUGGUCUGCUCCUUCAACACGCUUAACCGAACCAGCAUUUAGAUCCUUUCCCUAAACCAAGACAGGUGGAAAUACAGGUGAUUACAGAAGAAAUAUGUGUGAUGGGAAAAAUGUAUCCUGCCAUUUCCCGCUCAUAUGGAAGGAAUUACCUCCAGUGGACAAAAAACCCCCAAAGCCCUUUGUCUUCAGCCUUAGUUCUGAAACAAGAGUGACUCUUCUCUCUCUUGCAUUGCAACUGUAAGGAGUAUGUGUGUGCUGUUUGAAUCCUCCCUCCCCGUUUCUGUCACACUUUCUGUCAUCCUUAAUGUGAUUUUGUCAUGCAAACAGCUUGGAGCUCAGUAACAGAGUUCGUGCAUCCACUUCUCAAUCUGCAAUACUUUCUCUAGCAACCUCACCUUUACCACUGUGCCUGGUACCUGCUUCUCUCUUCUUUCACACCUUGUAAGUUUUCAUCAUCUGUUUUGCUGCUAUGAUUUUGGAGGUGAUACCUCUUCUAACUUGCUUCUCAAGUUUAGAAUCUUUUUCUAGUUAUUAAACAGUUUUUAAAAAGAAAAAAAAUUAACUCAUUACUUGUUUCUGUUAGAUUUUAUAUAUUUUGUGAACCUUAAUGUGAACGUAUGUUUUAUUAAAAUAUUUAUAUUAUUUGAAACAAUGCAA